CGGGUCACUACCGGAGGACCGAGGAGCCGAGGAGGGGGAAUUGAUGAAAUGAGAAAGGGACAUUGAUUCAGCCCUUAAAGGAAAUCUUUUUCUUUUUUUGUUUAUUCCCAUCAACAUUGGAUGUGCUCUUUCAGAUUGGAAGAAAGGAUCACAGUUUACCCGGCAGACGUGGUCCUCUUUGAGGGGAUUCUCGUCUUCUACCCACAGAAAGUGCGUGAUAUGUUUCACAUGAAGCUUUUUGUGGACACCGAUUCAGACGUCAGACUAUCUCGCAGAGUUUUGCGAGACAUGACCAGAGGGAGGGAUCUGGAACAGAUUCUCACGCAGUACACAACAUUUGUCAAGCCUGCCUUUGAAGAGUUUUGUUUGCCUACAAAGAAGUAUGCAGAUGUCAUCAUUCCAAGGGGCGUUGACAAUAUGGUGGCCAUCAAUCUCAUCGUGCAGCACAUCCAAGACAUCCUGAGCGGUGAGCUCUGCAAAUGGCAGCGAGCCUCCGCCAGCGGCCACACGCGGGGCUUCAAAAGAGCCAUCUCUGAGCCGGGGGACCUGCAGAAUGGAGCCACCAACUCUGCAGGGAAGAGGGUCCUGCUGGAGCCCAGCUGCCGGCCGCACUGAGCCUUCACUGGGGCUCUGGAGGGCAGAUGUUUCCAGACUGUGGACAUGAGCUCGAGACAGGAUUGUUGCUACUGAUUUGUGCACGAAGGGUCACGCCACCCUCCCUCUCUCUCUGCAGAGGUUUUAAAAAGUAAAAAAAUGUACCCACAAUCCCACGGUGCAAGCAUACAAUGCUGCGACCACUCCAUCAUUUCACUGUAAUUAUUGCUGCAUAACCAACAUGCUUCUAGAUGAUGCUUUUCACAUGUAACGGUCUUCCAUGAUAAUGUUUUUUAGUGUUGGUCAGAGGAUCAGUUACGGAGAGGGAGGGGAGGAGCUGCAACUAAAACAUAUUUUAAAUAUUGAUUUAUCUGCAGAUUCUUUUAUAUAUUUA
Messenger RNA from Notothenia coriiceps (black rockcod), 988 nucleotides. Its product is annotated as uridine-cytidine kinase 1-like. The transcript has 4 exons. Gene Ontology annotation, molecular function: ATP binding; kinase activity. Bases 121 to 615 code for a protein of 164 amino acids. Lineage: Eukaryota; Metazoa; Chordata; Actinopteri; Perciformes; Nototheniidae. The record is from RefSeq and is a predicted model, not a curated record.